Ochotona curzoniae (black-lipped pika) is the source of this 2121-nucleotide messenger RNA. RefSeq names its product chromosome unknown C12orf40 homolog (gene REDIC1). NCBI's taxonomy places the organism in Eukaryota, Metazoa, Chordata, Mammalia, Lagomorpha, Ochotonidae. The transcript has 13 exons. The record is from RefSeq and is a predicted model, not a curated record.
AUGCUGGCAGUGGGCCCUGACCGGAAGCAGCCUGCCCUGACGUCAGGCCCGGGCCGGAAGAAGGACCGUGGGCACAGGAGCUGCUGGGAAGGGGCCUUGGGCAGGCCGCUGCCGUGGCGCAGGACUAUAAGGUCAGCUCCGGAGACCCCUCGGUCGGAAGACAGAAGACAGGGCAGCAUGAAUUGGGUCGGGGGCUCCCGGACCAGAGUUUUAAUCAAGCAGGAAAGAAGAAAACAAAAGGAAUAUUUUGAAAAGAACAGGUUAAAAUCAAAAAUGAAGUUACUGGGAGUUUCAUCGCCUGUCAAAAAUGCUGUCAGUUUAGACCUGCUCAAUCUGUACAUGGUAAAUCAGAUAUCGUGCAAGAACAAAGCCCCUGAAACUGUGAAGAAACCAACCCAUGUGAAUAUGAAUAGGGACAUAAAAAUGCCCCUAGUAAGACUUGAUUUAGAACUUCCUGUGUCACCUCCCUGCGUGCCUUCUGCACUCUGCCUCGAUGACACAGAGGACAAUGUGCACUGUCAGGGACCAGGGAAGAAGGAAGAAGCUGAUCCAGUUCAGUUGUCACAAAUCAUAGGGUCAUAUGGCAAAAGGGUGUUUGAACCACAGUUCAACAGAGUAGCAAACCGCAGCUUCCUGCCGCAGUCCUCAGCAGAAUUACCUUCUGGUAUGCAUAUUCCAAAGCAAAACUUCACUCUUGGAACAGCACCGAGUCCUUGGAAAGCUGGUUAUGAAGAAAAGCAGACGGAGCAGCUCAGUAAUAUUGACUGUUCUGAUUCCUAGCUUUUCAAACUAACUGGAAGUCAAGGUGUCCUUACACCAUCUUACAAAGCAGUGAAAUUUGGGAAACUGUUUGAAAGAGUAAACAGUCCAGGAAAUGGAAAUCUUCUCACUAGAAGACCAGCUGUAAUUACGGGUGAAGAACGUGGUAGCAUGAAUGAAGGAAGACCAUCACAAUUAACUGUUGAGGAGCAGUCAGUGCAAUGUGUUUGGGGGCAGAAUGGAAAAGAGCUUUCACCUUUUCUUAAAGAGAAGAACAAGUCAGCCCCCAUUCUGCUAUCAGAAAAUUACCACUCUUUGGUUAAACGUAAUAUGAUGAGUUUAUUAAGCAUGGACCCACAAAGCAUGAGUGAAACCGUUGACAAGUGUGGCUACAAUAGUAUGGGAGAUUUUUGUGGUGUUGCCAGUUCUGAUCAGAAUCGCUCCACUGGUAGAUACACUGGAAGCAUUUUUCCAGUCCCAGAUUUGGCUUUGAAUAAUUCUGUUUUUAAUGAAACAAGAUUCCCAGCAAAAUGUCCGGCAGGUGAAUGCUGCUGGAAGCAUAAUGACAGCGGUGGACAGAAGGCUUUUCGUGUGUCUCUGGGGAAGGAUUGCUCCUCAGCCAGCUCUCAAAGACAGGGAAAGAUUCGAAAUGAUUGCCAAGAGAAGAUGCCACAGAAGAAUAUGCAGAGAAGUGCAGAGAAUUCUGUGUGUAAGACCCUUUUGCAAGAAUGGCCUUUGGAGCAGCCUGGGGACUUCCAGCAUGAUCAGAUAUUAUGUAGUCUUGAUAAUUGUUCAAAUUUUGAUUUUUUUUUUUUCCAGAUUCUGGUAGAAGAAAGAGCAGUAUGUGCUUUACAAGAUCUCGAUUCUUCAAGUCAGUCUGCCAGUUACUCUCCAGGGCCCACGGACAGUUGUUUCACUUCUAGUCCAGAGAUGCUGUCUGAAGAGGAGGACCAGGUGUUACAGCACACUGAAGACUCAAGCACAAUACCCACCAAAGCCAAGGAAGCCCUCAGCAGGUGUGGUGUGGAAGGAGGGGUGCAGCUCCCAGGAGACAAGGCUGCCGAAAACAACGCCCACAUUCAACAGUUCCCAGUGAAAAAUACGGAGCCUCCUCGGUCUCAGUGCCAUUCAACACCUUUAUUGCAAAGCAAGUCCCACAGUAGCUGCGCGCUGCAGAGUGCAGGGUGCGAUGCAGGAGUGCAGACAGAGAGUGCACCUGUGGUGGAAGCAAAGGCAGAUGCUGCCGUGCAGUGUGAAAUCCUCCCAAAGUGUCCCUGUGGACAUGAUGUGUUGUCUCUUCCUAGUGACGAAGGGCGCAGUGAAAACCGGCAGGAGGAGCCACUGGAGGGCAGCACAUCCUAA